AUGGCGGGUGUUGUUCCAACCCAAAUGUCUGCCAAUAGUCCAAGACGCACCGCCCAAUUUGCACGCAAUGCUCAAGGUGGAGAAAAUACGGAGAUGAAGACCGGAAUCCUCCAACUUGUUUAUGCAAAUCCAUUCACCGGAAUGGAUCAUGAGGAUCCUUUCGCACAUCUCACCAAAUUUUACGAGAUUGCGGGUUCAACGGGAGUUGAUGCGGCGAAUGAAGAAUCAUUGUUCAAGAGGCUAUUUCCACAUUCAUUAAUUGGGAAAGCUAAAGAAUGGUAUCUUGAUCAAUUACCAAAUGUGAUGACGGAUUGGAAUCUAUUGGAAGAAAAGUUUUUAGAACGAUAUUUUCCUCAAUCCCGAUUCAUGGAGGCCAAAACGGCAAUCGCGGUGUUCAACCAAGGAAGCAAUGAAUCUCUUAAUGAAGCGUGGGAAAGAUUCAAAUCCAUGCUUAGAAAAUGCAAGGGUCAUGGUUUUGAUGCUCCCACACAAAUUCAUAUCUUCCGCAAUGGGCUUCAACCGGUGCACAAGACACUUUUGGAUGCUACCACAGGUGGAUCUUUAAUGUCAAAAAGCGCGGAGGAUGCAAUAAUGAUAAUUGAUCGUAUGGCACUCAAUGACCUCCAAACUCAACAUGAUAGGAGUCCAUCACAAAGAAAGCCGUGUGUUCUUGAAUUAAACACCAAUGAUGCCAUCCUUGCUCAAAACAAGAUUCUCUCUCAACAAGUUGAGUUACUCACUAAGCAAAUGAUGAAACUCCCACAACAAAUGAAAGAGUUUCAAGGAUCUCAAACUAGGCACCAUGUGGCAGCUUGUGAACUUUGUAAUGGAGAUCAUCCGACUGGUUUUUGUCCUCCCCCUGAAGGUGAAGAAGUGAAUUAUGUGAAUAAUGAAAACCAAGGCUAUCAAAGUACACCUCCACCUCACAACAACCAUUAUCAAAGACACAAUCAAGGGUAUCAACCAUCAAGAUUCAAAAAUUACAAUUACCCUCAACAAAGUCCUUAUCAAAGUCCAAAUCCACAACAUCAACAAUCUCAAGGUGGAAGCUCAAACUUGGAAGACACUCUCACACAAUUUAUGCAAGCAUCCAUGGCUAAUCAAAAAAGCAAUGAAGCUGCCAUCAAGAAUUUGGAGAACCAAGUGGGCCAACUUGCAAAGCAAUUGUCCGAACAACAACCGAGAUCUUCUUUUUCCGCCAACACUCAAACAAAUCCAAGGGAGCAUUGCAAAGCCAUUGUGACAAGAAGUGGUAAAGAGAUAAAUGGUGGAAUAGAUGGAGGUGUUAUAGUGGAAGAUGAUGAGGAAAUAAUAGUUGAAAACCAAGAGGGUGAGGUGGUAGUUGAAGAUGAGGGAGAAAAGAGUGAGGAGAAAGUGGAGGAAGAAUUAGUUGAAAAAGAGCGGAAAGAAAAAGAAGGAAGAGAGAAAAAUGACAAAAAAGUGAGGAGGAAUAAAAAGAGAAAUGAGAAUAAAAAGAAGUACACGGAUGAAGAGACAGUUGUGCUUGAUGCUCAUUGUAGUGCAAUUAUUCAAAAAACUCCCCCAAGAAAGGAAGUCGAUCCGGGACGAGUCAUUUUACCGAUCACCAUUGGAGGUAACUACAUUAGUAAUGGUUUGGUUGAUUUGGGGUCUAGCAUCAAUUUAAUACCUUUAUCCGUUGUCAAGAGAUUGGGGAACAUUGAGAUGAAACACACCAGGAUAACUUUGCAACUAGCCGAUAAGUCUAUCAUUUCACCAUAUGGAGUUGUACAAGACAUGCUAGUAAAGGUUGACAAAUUUUUGUUCCCGGUUGAUUUUGUGGUAGUCGACAUGGAGGAGGAUUGUGAUGUUCCAUUAAUACUUGGAAGACCAUUCAUGAAGACCACCCGAAUGGUGAUUGAUAUCGAUGAUGGGAUUAUGAAAGUAAGGGUGCAAGAUAAAGAGGUAAUUUUUACUCUUUUUGAGUCUACGAAGCCUCCUAAGGAUGAACAUGACAACUUUCGAAUCGAUGAUGAAAAAGGAGAAAUCAUUGAGGUGGCGAAUCAAUUUCACAAGAACAAGGAGAAGGCAAAUCAUGAGGGAAAGACUCAUCACAAAAACUUUGAAGUUGGACAAAUGGUGCUAGUGUGCAAUUCAAGACUCAAGGUGUUUCCUAGUAAAUUAAAGUCAAAGUGGUCGGGGCCAUUUGUUGUGAAAGAGGUGCGAAAUUAUGGAUCCAUUGUGGUGGAGGACCCUAAAACACAAGAAAGCUGGACUGUAAAGGAACAAAGACUCAAAGGCUACCACGAUGGAUAA
Vicia villosa (hairy vetch) is the source of this 2274-nucleotide messenger RNA. RefSeq lists its product as uncharacterized. The record is from RefSeq and is a predicted model, not a curated record. NCBI's taxonomy places the organism in Eukaryota, Viridiplantae, Streptophyta, Magnoliopsida, Fabales, Fabaceae. The coding region runs from base 1 to 2274 and encodes 757 amino acids. The transcript has 2 exons.